Molecule: messenger RNA, 494 nt
Organism: Meleagris gallopavo (turkey)
Lineage: Eukaryota; Metazoa; Chordata; Aves; Galliformes; Phasianidae
Source: RefSeq, a predicted model, not a curated record
UAGAUUGCUCCUGUCAAGUGGAAGUUAGCAGUGCUCCCUCGGUAAGCACACGUCUGAUUUAUCAUGCGAAGACACGAGUGCGACUGGCCUGGGCACGGAGGUCCGACGGCAUCUUCGAUUAAUGGAAUUUCCGCCUUGUGACUUUUCUGUUGCAGACCAUCGAGGAACAGAGCGUGAGUGGCUGUGGCCUGAAGUUGGGCCUCGGGAGAACAGUCCGUGCCUGUGUCUGAGGCAUCCUGCGUGGCCACUGCCAGAAAGCAGCCUCCUUGAGAGCAGCAGAGCAGCAGGCUGUGUGCGCUAUGGCUGCUGAAGUGCAUUUCUCGCCACCUGAGAUCCCUGAGCCCACGCUAAUGGAGAACGUGCUGCGCUACGGACUCUUCUUUGGAGCCGUUUUCCAGCUUCUCUGCGUGUUGGCCAUAAUCCUGCCAGUUUCCAAGUCCCCAAAGACAGUAAGUAGCGCUCUGUUUGAGAGAGAUUGAUAGAAAUGCUGAGAA